Messenger RNA from Lathyrus sativus (Indian pea), 1155 nucleotides. NCBI's taxonomy places the organism in Eukaryota, Viridiplantae, Streptophyta, Magnoliopsida, Fabales, Fabaceae. The record is from the annotation of a GenBank genome assembly.
AUGGCUCCUAUGCAAGAAAUUGUUGUUAAGUCCGACUUGGAGAAGUUGUUUAGCAUGAAAGGUGGCAAAGGAGAGGCUAGCUAUGCUAACAAUUCUCAAGCACAGGCCAUACAUGCCAAAUCCAUGAUUCACUUUUUGAGAGAAACCCUAGAUCAAGUUAAGCUUGGUAAUGGUGAUGACAAGGCUUUUGUGGCAGCUGAUUUGGGGUGUUCAUAUGGAAGCAACACCAUUAAUAUGAUGAAUGUGAUCAUAGAUCACAUCAUUAAGCGUUAUGAAGCUUUAGGUUACAAUCCACCUGAAUUUUCUGCCUUUUUCUGUGACCUACCAAGCAAUGACUUCAACAGUCUCUUUCAGCUUCUUCCUCCACAUGUAGAGGGUGUUACCAUGGAACAAUGUUUAGCCACCGAGAAGGAAAGGUCUUACUUUGUCGCUGGUGUUCCCGGUUCCUUUUACCGAAGGCUUUUUCCGGCAAAGACGGUUGAUGUUUUUCACUCUGCCUUCUCUUUGCAUUGGUUAUCCAAGAUACCAGAUUGUGUAGUGGAUGAGAGCUCCAUUGCAUACAACAAAGGGAAGGUGUUCAUCCAUGGAGCUAAUGAGGCCACAGCCAAUGCCUACCAGAGUCAAUUCAAAGCAAAUAUGGCAAACUUUUUGAGUGCAAGGUCAGUGGAAAUGAAGAAAGAAGGGUCCAUGUUCUUAGUUUGUUUAGGAAGAACAUCAGAGGACCCUACACAACAAGGUGGGGCUGGUGUUCUUUUUGGGACACACUUUCAGGAUGCUUGGGAUGAUCUUGUCCAAGAGGGAUUAAUUACCUCGGAAAAACGAGAUAACUUUAACAUUCCACUUUAUGCACCAAGUUUGGAAGACUUCAAGGAAGUAAUUAAAGAAAAUGGUUCAUUUGUGAUAAACAAGCUUGAGGUAUUCAAAGGUGGGAGUCCCCUUGUUUUGAACAACCCAGAUGAUGCUAAUGAAGUAGGUAAGGCUCUAGCCAACAGCUGUAGGACUGUGUGUGGAGUCCUUGUUGAUGCUCACAUUGGCGACAGCUUAAGCGAGGAGCUCUUCCUUAGAGUCGAGCGUCGGGCUGCAUUGCAUGCCGAGGAGCUUCUAAGGGAACUCCAAUUCUUUCAUGUGGUUGUGUCGCUUUCUCUUAUUGAAUGA